This is a messenger RNA of Recurvomyces mirabilis, 2166 nucleotides long. RefSeq names its product tyrosine/serine/threonine protein phosphatase pps1 (gene PPS1). Gene Ontology annotation, molecular function: protein tyrosine/serine/threonine phosphatase activity. Gene Ontology annotation, biological process: protein dephosphorylation; nuclear DNA replication. The transcript has 4 exons. Lineage: Eukaryota; Fungi; Ascomycota; Dothideomycetes; Mycosphaerellales; Teratosphaeriaceae. The coding region runs from base 1 to 2166 and encodes 721 amino acids. The record is from RefSeq and is a predicted model, not a curated record.
AUGGCAACUGUGUGUGCAACCGCGACUCGACCAGCUCUAACGACUGAUCAACGAGCGCCUUCGGCAUUAUCGAUCAAUACUUCGCAGGCUGGGACACCCCGUGCCAUACCUCAUAAACAUAUACCAUACUGUUCACCUGGACCAAGACCGGCAUCUAGAGGACUAGAUAUAUCCCCUGGCUCACCUCCGUCUGCUAGCCAAUAUCAGGAAACAUCGUCGUUGAUAUACCCUCCCAAUGGCUUCGAAAAAAUCAGCAAUGACCCUCCGGUGUACUCUAUAACUGCAGCAAAGCUGUCGCAUGCAGUAGAACAUCUGGCAACUCAACCAUUACCACCCACUCAGCAAGUCUUUCCAUGGCUACACGGUCUUCAUGCCGAGAAUCAGUUGCAACUACAAUUCUUCGUCGCAAGGAAGAAGGCUCUACGGCGGACGCCGAAAUGUUUGCGAGGGCUGACGGUAGUGAAAGCGGGAGGGGACCUGUCGCAUAGUAAACUCAAAGGAGCUAUCGCACCGGAAGAGAUACUAGCACCACUUCAAGUCGCAAAGGACAAGAAGAGCGAGGAUGGCGCAGAGUUCUUGGAUGCUGAUCCUAAGGAUGGGUUUGGUGUGCGAAACUUUCAGAUACAAGCUGCGAAGUUGUCAACGCUGAGCGAUAUCGUGGUGUAUGGCGAUAGCAGGACGUCGAAGGAGGAAGCACUGCGGUUGGCGAGGAGGGUAUCUCGAGCACAAGCUGCGUGGCAAAAGAAGACUGAUACCCUGCCAUUUGGACCUCGCCAGUUCAACACCUUUGUUGUGUCCAAUAAGUAUGACUUUAUCGAGACUGACCACCCGAAUUUGAUUUCGCUCGACUCGGAGGGUUGCGUUGCUCACAAUGCUAUGGACUUCUUCCACCGCGAACGAGUCGAAAUGUGUUCGAUGUCCGCACCCUCACAGAUCUCGCACAAUGUUUGGCUAGGACCUACACCAGAUCCGACACUGAUUCUCGACGACGAUAAGGUCGAUCCUCUGAAAGCACUUCGGGAUUAUGACUUAAUGAUAGAAGCCAGCGACCUUGCCCAAGUCCCAGAUACCAAGGCAUUCUCUGUCCUGGAGGAGCUACUUGAGCACAAGGCUAAUGCUCAGCUUGCCGAGAAUGCGAUACCUCAACUCGAGUUUCCUGGCUCCGGAGCGAUCAUGCCACCAACGUGGUCACAAGCCGAGGUCGACGGACUACUUGCGACCUGCGAGUGGAUGUACAAGCAGGCUCACAAACGCCUGGUGACGCACCAGCGGAGGGACAGCAAAUUAUCCCUAAGCACCGAGACCGAUGCCGAUGGCGACAGUGAUAUGCUCGAUGCAGAAGCUGAGCGACCAAAAGGAAACCGGAUCUUGAUCCACUGCACCGAUGGCUACACCGAGACUUCUCUCCUUGCUUUGGCAUACUACAUGUACGCUGAGUAUGUACCAGUCCACGAUGCCUGGCUCCAGCUACACAAAGACAAAGGUCGAAAUUUCUUCGCUUAUGGUACUGAUGUGGCACUACUGCGGUCGAUACAGCCUCGGAUCCUGCAAGCAUCACCAAAGUACUGUGGCAACAUCAUGCAGUUGUGCCCAGCAUUCCCGGACUGGCUAGAGAAGAUGGACGGAAGCCUGCCGAGCAGAGUUCUGGACUAUAUGUAUCUUGGCAAUCUCGGCCAUGCGAACAAUCCUGCUCUGCUACAGGAGCUCGGCAUCGGCCAGAUCUUGAGUGUUGGCGAACCAGUCAGCUGGGCUAAAGAGUCAGGCACUUGGCCGAAGGAGCACCUGCUAUUCGUGGACAAGGUCCAGGACAACGGCGUUGAUCCAUUAACGGAGGAAUUCCCACGGUGCCUAGAGUUCAUUGAGAGAGGCCAUAGGAACGGUACCAAGACAUUGGUCCACUGCCGAGUGGGUGUGUCAAGAUCUGCCACCAUCUGCAUUGCUGAAGUGAUGAAAGAGCUUGAUCUGACGUUCCCAAGAGCAUACUGUUUUGUGCGAGCAAGACGACUCAACGUCAUCAUACAACCACACUUGCGCUUCUCCUACGAACUCCUAAAGUGGGAGGAGCUUCAGUGCCAGAAACGGGGCAGGCCGUUACGGCGCGAGCUCGAAUGGGCCACCAUUGCAAGAGAGAUCGCAGCGAUGAAUAAGCCGUACUCGCGGCAAUGA